UCUGAUCUCCUUUUUCUGGUUUUUUCUCUUAUUGUUUCUCCUUUUGCAGGAGCUUUCUUUUCCCGUUCCCUCUCUUGUGUGGUUUACAGAUAGCAAGGGAAUGGAGAUUGGUGGACAUAGAUAACUCUUGUUUGCUUUGGUUGAAGUUAAUUUGUGAACAACAUGUCUUCUGCUUCUUGGAUCACAUCCCUUUCUUGUUCAAGCUCUGUAAUACAGUCCUCAGAGGACACCUCAGUUUCACCCAUACUUCAAUGGCUAAGAUUCAUCUUCCUCUCUCCAUGUCCUCAAAGGCUCCUCUUAUCUGCUGUUGACAUUGCGUUCUUGCUUGCCCUCCUCGUGUUUUUGAUCCCGAAGCUCUAUUCCAGAUUCAUCUCCAAUAGUCAUAGCAAUUCUGACGUCAAUAAACCUCUCAUUAGAAACAACAGAGUUCCUCUUAGAACUUCUCCAUGGUUCAUGAUCUCGCUGAUUGUGACAGUUCUUCUUGCGGUUCUUUGUACGGUUUUAUGCAUUCUGGCCUUUUGUACAAGUAACCAGCCGCAAUGGAAGCUAGUAGAUGGACUGUUUUGGCUGAUUCAAGCAAUAACUUAUGUUGUAAUAACCAUCCUAAUAGUCCAUGAGAAGAGAUUCGAAGCUGCUAUGCAUCCAUUGUCUCUUCGAAUAUUCUGGGCUGCAAACUUUGUCAUUGUCGCUUUGUUCACUGCUUCAGGGAUCAUUCGUCUAAUAUCAUUUAGAGAUUCUAGUUCUGAUUUGAGGUUGGAUGAUAUAAUUUCAUUCAUUAGCUUUCCUUUAUCGAUUAUUCUUCUAAUUGUAGCCAUUAAAGGUUCAACUGGGAUUACGGUGAGAAGAGAAUUUGAAUCAGGAAUGGAUGGGGAAGCCAGGUUGUAUGAACCACUUUUAGACAAAUCUAGUGUCAGUGGAUUUGCUUCAGCUUCUAUUAUAUCAAAAGCCUUUUGGCUUUGGAUGAAUCCUAUACUGGGCAAAGGUUAUAAAUCACCUCUCAAGAUUGAUGAUAUCCCAACCCUUUCACCGCAACAUAGAGCUGAAAGAAUGUCAGAGCUCUUUGAACUCAAUUGGCCUAAGCCUCAUGAAAAAUCAAAGCACCCUGUUCGAACCACAUUGAUUCGUUGUUUCUGGAAGGAGAUUGCUUUCACUGCCUUCCUUGCAAUUGUGAGACUUUGUGUAAUGUAUGUAGGGCCUACUCUCAUUCAAAGAUUUGUUGAUUACACAUCCGGGAUUAGGAGCUCUCCAUAUGAAGGAUACUACCUGGUAUUGACUCUCCUCAUUGCCAAGUUUGUGGAAGUUUUGACCUCGCACCAAUUCAACUUUAAUUCCCAGAAACUUGGAAUGCUUAUUCGAACCACCCUCAUUACUUCUUUGUAUAAGAAGGGCUUGAGGCUAUCAUGCUCUGCUCGACAAGCUCAUGGGGUUGGACAGAUUGUAAAUUACAUGGCAGUGGAUGCUCAGCAGCUCUCGGAUAUGAUGCUCCAGCUACAUGCCAUAUGGCUUAUGCCACUACAAGUCACUGUUGCCUUAGCUAUCCUAUAUGGUUACCUCGGUGCCUCGACGAUUAUAUCACUAAUUGGCCUAGUUGUCGUUUUAGUGUUUGUUGUGAUGGGCACUCGGCGAAACAACAGAUUCCAAUUCAAUAUAAUGAAAAAUCGUGAUUCAAGAAUGAAAGCAACAAAUGAGAUGCUUAAUUACAUGCGUGUCAUCAAGUUCCAGGCAUGGGAAGAACAUUUCAACAAGCGAAUUCAAUCUUUCCGUGAAUCAGAGUAUGGAUGGCUAUCCAAGUUCAUGUAUUCAAUAUCAGGCAAUAUGAUUGUGCUGUGGAGCACUCCACUAAUGAUAUCUACACUCACAUUUGGGAGUGCAAUUUUGUUUGGGGUUUCACUCGAUGCAGGAACAGUUUUUACCGCGACCUCGCUUUUUAAGAUGUUGCAGGAACCAAUCAGGACCUUUCCACAAUCAAUGAUCUCACUUUCGCAAGCAAUGAUCUCACUGGGGAGGUUGGAUAGAUUUAUGAUGAGUAAGGAAUUGAUUGCUGAGUCAGUGGAGAGAGUGGAAGGUUGUGAUGGUAGAACUGCGGUGGAGGUGAAAGAUGGAGUUUUUGGCUGGGAUGAUGAAGGUGGAGAAGAAGUGGUGAAAAGUUUAAAUUUUGAGAUAAAAAAAGGGGAACUUGCAGCUAUAGUUGGGACCGUUGGAUCAGGGAAGUCUUCUCUACUGGCAUCAAUUCUUGGUGAGAUGCACAAAAUAUCAGGAAGGGUAAGAGUUUAUGGGACCACAGCCUAUGUUGCACAAACAUCGUGGAUUCAAAAUGGGACAAUUCAAGAGAACAUCCUAUGUGGUUUGCCUAUGAACAGAGACAGAUACAAGGAAGUUAUCAAGGUCUGUUGCUUGGAGAAAGACUUGGAAAUGAUGGAGUACGGAGAUCAGACUGAAAUUGGAGAACGUGGCAUCAACCUCAGUGGCGGCCAGAAGCAGCGGAUCCAACUUGCCAGAGCUGUUUUUCAGGAUUGUGAUAUCUAUCUUCUUGAUGAUGUAUUUAGUGCCGUUGAUGCCCAUACUGGGUCAGAUAUAUUCAAGGAAUGUGUGAGGGGCAUCCUCAAAGAUAAAACGAUUUUACUUGUCACCCACCAAGUUGACUUCUUGCGUAAUGUUGAUCUGAUCUUAGUUAUGCGAGAUGGGAUGAUUGUGCAAUCCGGAAAAUACAAUGAUAUACUAGAAUCAGGAAUGGAUUUCAAAGCGCUAGUGACCGCCCAUGAAACUUCCAUGGAACUGGUAGAAGCAGGAACCACCUCACAUGGCCAAGGUUCCCCAAAACCACCAAAAUCUCCUCAAACAUCUUCUAACCAUGGGGAAGCAAAGGGUCAGGACCGAUCUCAAGAACAAUCCGAGUCUGAAAGGGGAACUUCUAAGCUCAUCAAAGAAGAGGAGCGAGAAACUGGGAGAGUCAGCUUACAUGUUUACAAAGUAUAUCUCACAGAGGCUUUUGGUUGGUGGGGUCUGGUGGCGGUGUUUCUGGCUUCUUUGUUGUGGCAAGGGUCUCAAAUGGCCAGUGAUUACUGGUUGGCGUAUGAAACUUCCGGAGUGUCAUUCAACCCUUCUCUGUUCAUACAAAUCUAUGCCAUUAUUACAGCUGUUUCACUUGUUUUGAUACUGAUAAGAACCACUUUUGUUACCCUCGUGGGCCUCAAGACUUCUCAAAUCUUCUUUAGGCAAAUUCUUCACAGUAUCCUUCAUGCUCCUAUGUCAUUCUUUGACACUACACCUUCGGGAAGAAUUCUGAGUCGGGCAUCAACUGAUCAGAGCAACAUUGAUGUCUUCCUCCCCCUUGUCAUGAAUCUUACUCUUGCAAUGUAUAUGACACUGGUGGGCAUCAUCAUCAUCACCUGUCAAUAUGCUUGGCCAACGGUGUUCCUUUUAAUUCCACUUGGUUGGCUGAAUUACUGGUACAGGGGAUAUUACCUUGCAACAUCUCGUGAAUUGACUCGACUUGAUUCAAUUACAAAAGCGCCUGUCAUUCAUCACUUCUCAGAAAGCAUCUCUGGGGUCAUGACUAUCCGCUGUUUUGGGAAGCAGGAAAGUUUUGUUCAGGAAAAUAUCAACCGAGUGAAUGCAAAUGUACGCAUGGAUUUCCACAAUAAUGGAUCCAAUGAAUGGUUGGGGUUUCGUUUGGAACUGAUUGGAAGCUGCAUCCUCUGCAUUUCCACAAUGUUCAUGAUUGUGUUACCUAGCAGCAUCAUAAAGCCUGAGAAUGUUGGAUUGUCUCUCUCAUACGGUUUGUCCCUGAAUAGUGUGCUGUUCUGGACCAUAUAUAUGAGUUGCUUUGUGGAAAAUAGAAUGGUUUCUGUUGAGAGGAUUAAACAGUUUUCGAACAUACCAUCAGAAGCAGAAUGGGAGAAGAAAGAUUGUCUGCCUUCACCAAAUUGGCCCACCCAUGGCAACGUUGAGCUCAAGGAUUUGCAGGUUAGAUAUCGUCCAAACACUCCGCUAGUGCUUAAAGGCAUUACUCUCAACAUUCAAGGGGGUGAGAAGAUUGGUGUGGUUGGCCGCACAGGCGGUGGAAAAUCAACUUUAAUCCAGGUUUUCUUCAGGUUGGUGGAACCUUCAGGAGGAAAGAUAAUCAUUGAUGGCAUUGACAUUUCUAUGCUAGGGCUUCAUGAUCUCAGGUCCCGCUUUGGGAUCAUUCCUCAAGAACCUGUCCUUUUUGAAGGAACCGUGAGAAGCAACAUUGACCCUAUUGGGCAGUAUUCAGAUGAAGAGAUAUGGAAGAGCCUUGAACGCUGCCAACUUAAGGAUGUGGUGGCUGGGAAACCUGGGAAACUUGAUUCUUCAGUUGUUGAUAGUGGAGACAAUUGGAGUGUGGGGCAGAGGCAGCUUCUUUGCUUGGGACGGGUAAUGCUAAAGCGCAGCCGCAUCUUGUUCAUGGAUGAGGCAACUGCUUCUGUGGAUUCACAGACGGAUGGUGUAAUUCAGAAGAUUAUUCGGGAGGACUUUUCAGCCUGUACGAUCAUCAGCAUUGCUCAUAGAAUACCAACAGUCAUGGACUGCGACAGGGUUCUAGUUGUAGAUGCAGGAUGGGCAAGAGAAUUUGACAAACCAUCUAGCUUGCUUGAGAGGCCCUCACUCUUUGGGGCUUUAGUUCAGGAAUACGCCAACCGCUCAUCUGGACUGUAA
This is a messenger RNA of Ilex paraguariensis (yerba mate), 4677 nucleotides long. The record is from the annotation of a GenBank genome assembly. Lineage: Eukaryota; Viridiplantae; Streptophyta; Magnoliopsida; Aquifoliales; Aquifoliaceae.